AUGCUUCCCGUCCGGUCGCUGCUGCUGCCCUGCCGCUGCCAACACCACUACCAGCACCAAUGCCAGAAGCACCACCAGCACCGCUCGCAGCACCGACACUAUCAGCACCAAGCGCAGCUUGCUGGGGCUUCCCUUGCGAGCACCAGUCAAGAGAACGCUCAGCAGACCGAUUCACAGUCCAGUCAGAGGUCCACUCAAACAUUCGCUCCUGCUGCUGCUGCUGCUGCUCCUGCUGGUCGUGCCGCUGCUGGUACUGGUCCUGCCACUCACGCUGCGCGCUUGCCCUGUGCGCCCAGUGAGAGGCCCACUCAAAGUGCCGCUUCUGCUGCCCCUUUUCCUCAGGCACAGCUUCUGCUCUUGCUUCAUUUUGCACGUGCCAUUGCUGGUGCUGGUGCUGCCGCCGCCGCUGCUGCUGCUGCUGCUGCUGCUGCUGCUGCUGCUGCUGCUGCUGCUGCUGCUGCUGCUGCUGCUGCUGCUGCUGCUGCUGCUGCUGCUGCUGCUGCUGCUGCUGCUGCUGCUGCUGCUGCUGCUGCUGCUGCUGCUGCUGCUGCUGCUGCUGCUGCUGCUGCUGCUGCUGCUGCUGCUGCUGCUGCUGCUGCUGCUGCUGCUGCUGCUGCUGCUGCUGCUGCUGCUGCUGCUGCUGCUGCUGCUGCUGCUGCUGCUGCUGCUGCUGCUGCUGCUGCUGCUGCUGCUGCUGCUGCUGCUGUUGGUGCCGAUGCUGAUGUUGCAGCUGCUGCUCCAGGUGUUGCCGCCACCAUUGGCUUUGCUCCUGCAGCAAAAGCUGCUUAUCAUGCUGCUGCUCCCGCUGUCUCUCUACCUCCUCCACCCCCUCUUGCCAGCUUCCUCCUUGCUGCCCCCCCACCAAGCCCAGCCCUUGCAUCCUCCGAAUCCCUUCCAACCCACCCGUCUCUUCCCUUCCCCCCCCACCUCCCCUCAGCACCAGCCCCACCACAUCCAACUCCCUCAAAUCUACCUGCUGCUGCUCUUGCUCUUCCUGCUCUUGCAUAUAGGCGACUGCUCCCAUUCCCUCGUCUCUCUCUUCACCUUCCCCAGGUCCCACUGGCAGCUCUGGCAGUGGCAGGGUGA
This is a messenger RNA of Closterium sp. Naga37s-1, 1086 nucleotides long. The record is from the annotation of a GenBank genome assembly. Lineage: Eukaryota; Viridiplantae; Streptophyta; Zygnematophyceae; Desmidiales; Closteriaceae.